CUUGGGGUCAACGCCGAUAGGUGACUUUUACCUCUGUUAUAUUAAAAAACGGUAAAAAGUAAAUAUAAACAGUAACUACUGCAGAAAAUUAUGACAUAUACUGAAGACUACAUUAGGAAUAAACUACAGAAAGAGCUGAAUGCAACACAUGUGGUAAGCAAAUCUCUAAUUUUAAGGCCGCGCGGCAAAACAUAACCUCUCUAUUUUAUCGAUCUCGUCAAAUGGCAGCCACAUCAACAUCCACUUUUCAAGCGUAUUUUGAGUAAAGUUCACCAAAAUCCCACGCAAUGUACGAGAUGAAAAUCACCGCAGAAUAUGCGGAAAAGUGAUACAGUGCACUGUGCAAAAUGGUAGCGCUUAAGCUAAGUUGUGAAGCAUGGCUGGUAAUUUUUGGGGGUUUGCUGGCCGUGCUGCUGCGGGCAAGCACGGGGCUGCACCCUUAUUCGGGAGAAGCGACACCACCUAUGUACGGAGACUAUGAGGCGCAAAGGCAUUGGAUGGAAAUCACCACAAAUCUUGAUGUUACUGAGUGGUAUCACAAUACUUCUCAUAAUGACCUUCAAUAUUGGGGUUUGGACUACCCCCCGCUCACAGCUUAUCACAUGUACGCCUGCGGUAGUAUUGCGAAGUUUCUCAACGAGAAUUACACAAAGUUGCACGACUCCAGAGGGUAUGAAAGUGAGGGCCACAAGUUGUUCAUGAGAUACUCUGUGCUGAUUUCUGAUGUAUUGAUAUUUUUGCCUGCAAUUAUUAUCUACUAUUGGCUGACUGUACCUGAUGAUAAAGGGAAGAAAAAGAAGAAAGAGCAAGGGAGUAGUGGAUGAGUCUGAUGGCUGUGGUGGGAAGUUCUCUUGUAUCAUAGUUUCAGAGAAGUUCAAAGGGAAGCCCUUGUUGCAGAGACAUAGGCUGGUGAAUUCAGUUCUCGAAGAAGAACUAAAAACUAUCCACGCUUUCUCUCAGAAAACGUACACUCCUGAACAGUGGGAGGAAGAAAAAAAGAAAUAAUGUCCGCCGAAAUCGUCAUUGGCGAGCAGGUAGCUCUGCCUGAAUUCAAAAAAGUUGGGGUGCCAGUCAAGGUCUCAGCCCCAGGAAAAAUUAUCCUCCAUGGCGAGCAUUCUGUUGUUUACGGAAGAUUGGCAUUGGCAGCGAGCAUUGGUUUGCGCACCACCGUCGAAUUAUCCGAAAUAGAUAUUCCGAAUUUAUUCGUCGUUCAAUUACCUUCAGUGAAAUACGUUGGUACUUUCGAUAUGCAGAAACUUAAGCAUCACCUUCUGGAACCUCUGCUUCCGCUCACCCACGAGUCAUCAAUGUACUGUUGGGAAUACCCAGAUUUCAUCCACCAUGAUGCUCUGACAGAUCGUGUGAUGGCCUUUCUGGAUAUGCACGCCACUCUUCCUCCUCAACAUGCCUUAUCCCUCAAAGCAGCCAUAUUUCUGAUCGCUGGAAUAUUGGGGUCGUCAAAUAUAGAUAUUCCAUCUUUGUCUUUACAUAGUGAAACAUCACUCACGAUUGGUGCUGGCACAGGAAGUUCUGCGUCGUUCCUUGUAAGUUUGGCCGCCGCCCUGAUUCAGUACGUGAAAACAAAGAAAACGGGCGAAAACUUCUCGAAGCCUUGUUAUAAGUCCAGUAACUGGAAAGUAAAUCAUGAUUAUUUCAGGAUUGAAGAACUAAGUAUGAUCAGCCAAUGGGCUUAUUCUGCAGAGAGAAUCAUCCAUGGGAAUCCCUCAGGUGUAGACAAUUCAGUGUGUACAUGGGGAGGCUUGGUGGAAUUCCGUCGAGGGCUAGCUCCCAAACCCGUACCCUUAAGUUCAUUAGGCACAAUGAAAUGUAUGCUAGUGAAUACGCGAGUCCCCAGAGAUACUGCGCGCAUGGUUGCCAAAUUGGCUGCGUUGUACAAGAGUAGGCAUGACAUGGUGAACAAUAUUUUUAACGCGAUGGAAGAUGUGGCAUUUUUGGCCUUGAAACAAUAUGAACUCUUAGGAAAAAAUGAACCCGGUGUGCUCGAAGCAACGAAAGCGUAUGAAGAGCUGGCAGAGUUGUGCUCUACGAACCAUCAUCUUCUGUGCGCCUUAGGCUUAUCCCACCCGCGUCUAGAUGAGGCCCUACUACUUUUACAUCGCCACGGUUUGGUUGGUGCUAAACUCACUGGGGCGGGAGGUGGAGGCCACGCCUUCGCAUUGAUACCGCCCUCGUACGACGAUACGGUAUUGGCCGAGAUCUGCAACGAGCUGGCAUUGGCCGGUUUUGGUGCUACUGUUGCCGAAUUGGGCGGAGUUGGCGUUGAUUUGGAACAAUAAAUUGGAGUAGUGGUUCUAAAGACGGUAGAAAGACUUCACAGGGUUAUUAUGCAACCUGUUGGUAGCAUAUAUUGUACGACAGUUACUGUCUAACGUCCCAGAUCAUAGUAACCGCAAGAUUGCGGCAAAUUGCGAUUUUUAAGGCAUUUUAUAGCAAUUAUCGUUUUAUACAGCUACAAAUCAUGUAAACGGUUUGCCGGAUCAUUAGAAGUGUUAGGUAUAGGGAGCUAGAGAAGAUAAGCACUUUCAGACUGUAGUUAAUACUUGGUAAUUUUUUCCUCCUUACAUACUCGUUUUUGCAUAGUAGAUGUAUUCCCAAAUAUUCGUUUGUAAAACACAAUAAAUGUUAUAUUUUACUGUU
Acanthoscelides obtectus is the source of this 2658-nucleotide messenger RNA. NCBI's taxonomy places the organism in Eukaryota, Metazoa, Arthropoda, Insecta, Coleoptera, Chrysomelidae. The record is from the annotation of a GenBank genome assembly.